This is a messenger RNA of Ambispora leptoticha, 1745 nucleotides long. The record is from the annotation of a GenBank genome assembly. NCBI's taxonomy places the organism in Eukaryota, Fungi, Glomeromycota, Glomeromycetes, Archaeosporales, Ambisporaceae.
AUCGAGAUGAAAAGAAUGAUAAUCAAGAUAUUGAUGCCAAAUCUACAAAUGAAGCUAAAGAACUUGUCAAUAAUGCUGACGAUAACAAGCCACUGCCAACAUUGUCACUACUUGAUUCCACUUCACUACCACAAAUCUCAAAGAAUAUUGAGACAGGUUCGUUAUCACCGAACUUGCGCGAAGUUAUUGACGAUAAAGGUCAAACCCACUAUUUCAACGUGGUCACCAACAAGAUGCAAUGGGAGUGGCCAGUUGUGGAGGACAACAUCGAAAAAACAGUUUCUUUAGAUCUUCAAACAGAGGAAAAUAAUUCCGAAAAAAUUAUAGAGAAUCAAUAUAUUGCAAGGGUGGAUGAAGCAGAAAUUUUAAACCAGCCAUUACCUCUUAUAAAAGAAACAUGGGAAGAAAAGUUCGAAUUGAUUAAUGGCAUAAUCGUUGAUAAAUAUUUAAUUGAACAAUCAAGUAAUCCUGUAAUAGAUCAUCGUUAUUCAAAAGUUGAAUACAAGAAAUCAAAUAAUAUGAAGAUCUCACAUGCUUCAAAGAUAUGCGACUCUUUUAUGCUUUCUCAGGGAAUAGAAAUUGACGCAAUUUCAGCUGAAGAAUUAAAGAAGUUUUUCAGGCUAUUCAAUUUAAAUACUAGAAACACUUCAAAUAAUGCACUUUUAAACGAUCUAAAAACGCACGAUGUUUAUUGUGAAAUUACAAGUGAGCAAGUUUCUGUUGAAUACAAUAUUCAAAAUAUUAAGAUCACUGCUGAAUUAAAAGUAGCCAUUGAUAAAGCUUUGGGGACAAAUACGCCAAUUGAAAAUUUAAAACAUAUUUUCAACAAGUUCGGGUACUUAUUUGCUAUGAAAACAGUAAUUGGCAAUAAAUUACAAAGGAUAGUACGUUUAAAUGGAGACACGAAUGACAACGAAAAUAAAUAUCCAAUCUAUUUGCCAGAAUUUAAUGAAAUAGAUAAUGAAACUUUAAACAGUUGGAAAAAAGAAAUUCAACCACAUGAUUCUACGUAUCUGUUGACGAUGGAUGUAUUCGAAACGGAAUGGCGUAUUAUCAAGCGCGUCGUUACCCCAUUAUAUAAAAUUCUUGAUAUCGAACAACAACAAAAAAUUGAAAAGCUUUUCAGUAAUCAAGAUCAUAUUUUAAUGACCAAUACAACUACAAUUUUGGAUUUUAACGCAGGAUAUCAACGAAUAGAAUUUAAUGAUAAACUAAAGAGCAACAAGUAUCAAAUCUUUGGAAAUGUUGUGGAUGCUAAUGGCCAAACAUUCACAAAUAUUUAUGUGAAAUUUAGUCUAAAGUCAGAUUAUGGAUUUUCAGUAAAUUGGAUUCAGGACGAUAUGAACCAUUUUGAAACUUUGCAAGCCUCGUAUAAGCUUAAAUGGAUGUUAAUUGGGUGUCCAAGUGAAAUCGGUUAUUUUGACGCGACAACUCGUGACAAAGAAAUUAAAACAGGAUCUACAGAAAUGAAGAUUACAUCCAUGAAAGAAGCAGUUCCGGAAAAUGAUGAUCUAGCACAACAAUGGACUUGCCGAAUAAAUGUUGAUAUGCCUCUUUCUCUAUCUUCUGUUGUUUCACUCAACGUCGAAUAUCCUACUACACAAAAAACACCAAUUUUCAAAGCAAGCGAGAACAUAUCUGAUUCAAUUAUCGAGGUAAAAAUUGAGCCAAUCGAUUAUGGGAACGUUGAAUUUUUGAAUUAUGAAGAAACUACGGUUAUAAUUCGAUGGUGUGUAUUGUUUUGA